Molecule: messenger RNA, 2266 nt
Organism: Hippocampus comes (tiger tail seahorse)
Lineage: Eukaryota; Metazoa; Chordata; Actinopteri; Syngnathiformes; Syngnathidae
Gene: nherf4b
Product: NHERF family PDZ scaffold protein 4b
Exons: 10
Coding region: 273-1760 (495 amino acids)
Biological process (GO): protein localization to plasma membrane
Cellular component (GO): apical plasma membrane
Molecular function (GO): protein binding; protein-membrane adaptor activity
Source: RefSeq, a predicted model, not a curated record
CGAAGUUCAAAUUGAUAUUCUUUUCCUUGAACUGCGAUUGACAUUUAUUAGUCUGUGUUUUGGGCUGGGCGUUUAGCAAAUAAGAAACAUUGUAAAUAUUCACUUCACUGCAUGCUACUCAAACCAGAAACUUAAUCUGACCUUUUUAUCCCAACGCUUGGUAGUAAUGAAAUGCAGGAAAAAGAAAGUUCCCCUGUUGGUCUAAACAUCUAUUUCCUUAUCUUUCCUCGCUCUUUAAAUCAACUUUAUUGUGAACAGAGAACUGCUCCAACAUGAACAUCAAGCCUCCCAAAGAAACACGGUACUGUAUACAGAAAUUUACAUUUAAUCCUAAAGAGGGAAUAGACAACCCCCUGAUGGUCAUCACGGAAGAAUCGACACCCAGACCGCGUCUCUGUGUGCUUAAAAAGGAAGAAGGGGAGGCCUACGGCUUUCAUUUGAGAGUGGAAUGGGUGAAACAAGGACAUAUUAUCAGAAAUGUAGUUUCUGGGGGGAUCGCGGGGCGCUGUGGACUCGAAGAUGGAGACAGGCUUCUUGAAGUCAACAACGUUUAUGUCGAGGAUGCUCCUCACCAGGAGGUGGCCAGGAGAAUAAAGCUCAGUGGACAUCACUUGUGCUUAUUGGUUCUGGACGGGGACGCAUAUGAAAAGGCAACCGCCAAGGGUCAUGACCUCCGUGAUCUUGUCAAAGCAUAUAAGGGUGAAGACUUGAAGCCACCUAGACUGUGUCACAUCACCAGGGAUCCUGUCUUGGGUCUGGGCAUGAAAUUCACACCUGUUGGAGCUGAAAAGGGUUGCUUCUCUGUCAGCCUGGUGCCUGGAGGGGCAGCUGAAAAGGCCGGCGUACUCAAGGGGGACCGACUGGUGUGGAUGAAUGGAGCCGUGGCUUCAGAUCUCACACACUCUGCACUCAGCAGAAUGAUGAAAAAAUGCGGCAAAUACAUCACCAUCCUAGUGAUCGACAGCAAGAGUGAGAAGAAGUACACUCAACUAAAAAUGCCCAUACUCCCUACUAUGGCGGUUCCACACCAUCUGCCUUAUAGAUCGAAAAAACUCGAGUUGGAUUUGGCGCCUGAAGGUUACGGUUUCCUCCUUCGCUUCGAGAAGGCCCCUUCAGGACGUACAGCUCAUGUGCUGCGUAAGGUGGACACUGGCAGUCCGGCAGAGAGGGCUGGGAUCCGAGAUGGCGAUGUACUGCUGGAGGUGAACGGAGAGUCUGUGGAGUUGCUACAGCAUGACGAGAUUGUGACAAGAGUGAGAGAGAGUGGCCGACAUAUCUCACUGACCACAGUUAUUCCGCAGGGCCAUGAGUUUUACACACAGUUAGGUCUGUCACCUCUCAUCUUCUGUGAGGAUGAUGCUAUUCAAAUGGAAAGCAGAGAACCAGUUCCCGCAUCACAACAUUGCCUGCAAACUGGAGGUUCAUCUAAGACCAGGCUCUGUUCUCUUCAAAAAGGCUCCUUGGGGUAUGGCUUCAACUUUGGCUGUAGACCACAGUGUCCUGGGACCUUCAUCAGUCAAGUGGCCCCGGGAAGCCCGGGGAAGAAAGCAGGACUAAGAAUGGGUGAUAUAGUGAUAGAAGUAAAUGGACAAAAUGUGGAGGACCAAUACUUAGAAGACGUAAUUAUGCUUGUGAAGGAAGGAGGGCCUUGCCUUUCCUUACUCGUUAAGGAUAAGGAGGGCUAUGACGACUUGAAAAAGAGCGAAGAACUUUCUUCCACCGCCAGUGAGGGCGAAGAAACAGAAGUCUCACGUUUGUGAAAUGACUUCAAUCGGCAUGACAACAAACACUCCAUGCUGUGCACCUUCUGAUGGGACUUCCUCAACUCCAAUUUUUUAACAGUGUUAAUAUUAACUGGGUGACCCAUUUGAAUAGCCUUAUAUGCAUGGCGCGUAAAAUAUCCAAAUCAUACAAAUAUUCUCUCCAUUUUACCGCGUCACACAUAAUGUGCCUGUAUGCAGCCAAAUGUGUUACUUGGAUAAUUCACGAUUUUUUUUAACUCACGUUUUUUUUUUUUCUGUAUUCCAGGACUGAAAUGAACACCUUUGUCAAAACAUAAAUGAAAAAAAUGCACAACAUUAAAUUAUUGAGAGAUUUAAUUGAAUUUCGUUUCACAGAAUCACCCGAUUAAAACAUCUAGUAAUAUGCAGACUGGUGUCAACAGCUAUCCAUGAUGAUCUUCAGCUACUGAUAACCACACAAAAUAUAAUCUGCAACAACUGCAUUACAAUCAGUGGCUGACUACAAAAACACCAUAAAUGAAAAA